Trichoderma asperellum CBS 433.97 is the source of this 2958-nucleotide messenger RNA. RefSeq lists its product as uncharacterized. NCBI's taxonomy places the organism in Eukaryota, Fungi, Ascomycota, Sordariomycetes, Hypocreales, Hypocreaceae. Gene Ontology annotation, biological process: carboxylic acid metabolic process. The record is from RefSeq and is a predicted model, not a curated record. Gene Ontology annotation, molecular function: carbon-carbon lyase activity; pyridoxal phosphate binding.
CAAUAUACCCGUAUACAAUUCAUUCUUCACAGAGUAGCAACCAUGGGUGAUGAUCCUCAUUAUGAAAAGAGACUUGCACACGCAAGAGUUGGGUCCUACUUUCUGGGACCCAAGGCCGAAAACUUCCACAUAUUGAACGAGUUGAUGGGUAAAGUGCUGCAAGAUCAGCAGACAGUGCGCCAGAAUCUCUACCGCGAUGAUCCAGCAUUCAUCACGCCUGGUAUGAUGCAAGCUGAGACUUACACCGAGAGUAUUGAUGAGCUUCGAGAAUAUGUCAAUGAUCUAUCAGAGGGCCUUGCGCUGCACUCGAUUCCAUUUUGGUCGCCGCGAUACAAUGCCCACAUGAACAUGGAUGUUGCGCUGCCUAGUAUCAUUGGGUACAUGGCGACAAUGAUGUACAACCCCAACAAUGUCGCAACAGAGGCAAGCCCUCUAACCACAGAGAAAGAAAGGGAGGUUGGAAUGGAUCUCUGCUACAUGUUGGGCUAUGGAUAUAACGGUGUCACGCCUUGGGGCCAUAUUACCUGUGACGGUUCAGUCGCCAACCUUGAAGCUAUCUGGGCAAUCCGAAAUCUCAAAUUCUAUCCAUUGUCCCUCAUGCUUGCCAUAGGCAUCAAGGAAAGCAAAAAUGAAAGCAAAGGCAUAGACCCGCCGCUCAACUUUUUGGCCCAUGCCGAUCCCCCGUUUCUCGUGGAAAACUGCAAAGGAGAGCAGAAGCCUUUUGUUGAGCUCGACACAUGGGAGCUGCUAAAUCUCAAACCGAGCACGGUGUUGGAGCUUCCUACUCGACUCACUGACGAGUACUCCAUCACAGCUCAGUUUCUACAGGAUGCUCUCAAUCCGUAUCUAGUCCAGACGGUCGGAAAAGACUACUUGGAGCGCUGCUUUGACAUUGAAAAGUCGGGUAAAUUCUUUGUUAGCACGACGAAGCACUACUCCUGGCCAAAAGGUGGUGCAAUCUCGGGCAUUGGAUCUGACAACUUCAUCAACGUUGCGGUGGAUGAAGAUGCGCGCAUGGACAUUAACGACUUGCGAAUUCACCUAGAUAAUUGCAUUGAUAGCCACACUCCAGUCUAUGGAGGCGUCGCUAUUAUGGGGUCGACGGAGCAUGGCGCCUGCGAUCCUCUCGCCGACCUCGUGAACCUAAGGCAAGAGUAUGAGUCUAAAGGAUUGUCGUUCGCGAUCCAUGCUGAUGCGGCUUGGGGAGGCUAUUUUGCUUCUUUCAUCGAUCGCUCCCUAAAAGGCCCUCCGUCAAAUUUACUCCCGCUUGUCCCUGCGCUGACACUUCAGCCCUACACAAUGGAGCAGCUUUACAGCCUUCAGUAUGCAGAUAGCAUCACCAUUGAUCCGCAUAAGUCAGGAUACGUAAACUAUCCCGCAGGCGGACUCUGCUAUCGCGAUGAGCGUAUGAAAUACCUCAUCACCUGGACCAGUCCUAUCGUAUACCAUGAUGGAGACGCAAAGGGGAGCAUGGGCGUCUAUGGUGUUGAAGGCAGCAAACCUGGCGCGGCAGCGGUUGCUACGUGGUUGACGCACCGAAUGCUCAAGCUCCAUCCUCAGGGUUAUGGCAGAUUACUUGGCGAAGCUGUCUUUACUUGUACCAAGCUUUACUGCCAUUGGGCAACGAUGACUAGAGAUGAAGAUGAUCUUAUCGUCUGCCCUCUAAUUCGACUCCCUAGUGAGAAGCAAGCUGGUCAUUCAGCAAGUGACAUUGAGAAAGAGAAGAAACGCAUCCGGGAAAAGAUUUUAAGAGUAUCAAACGAGGAUCUUGUAAAUGACCCAGAGAACAUGGAAUUUCUGAGCACGCUAGGCGGCGACUUGAUGAUCAACGCAUUUGCCUGCAACUUCAAAGUCAAUGGAAAGGUAAACGAUGAUGUGAAUGAGGCAAACUAUCUCAACCAGUGUAUUUUCAAGCGUCUUUCUGUAACAUCAAUGGACGAUGUCGUUGCUUCGCGACCACUCUUCUUAACCUCAUCGACUUUUGGUGAAGAUACAUAUGGAAAGUGCCUCGAGAGUUACAAGCGCCGUUUGCAGCUCGUCAAUGGAGAAAAUCCUGCCCGUGGCGAUCUGACAUUCUUGGUCAACGUAACGAUGAGCCCAUGGCCCACUGACCAGGAUUUCCUCGGCAGUUUAGCUGAAGACUUUAGGCGUGUUGCUGAUGAAGAGGUUAAAAAAUGUAUUAUCCGCAACAAGAUCGAGCCUGACAUCCAUGGCUUCGUCAUGCAGGGUCUCGACCAGAUUCAUCUUGUCCACAUACCCAUGUUUCAAAUGGCCAACCACCGCUGGCAGCUCAUCAUCACUGCCGAGUUCCCUAAAAAUGCCAAACAGCGCUACCAGCAACUUCGCAGAGAAAAUCCAGAUAAGUUCUACACUGUGGCCAACACGCAGAAGGAACUACUUGAGCAUAUGAUCAAACCAGGCGUUGAGAUCGAGUGGCGCCUGGACGAAGGCAUACCUGCACCUGGUACAGAACCUAUCAUGACCUUCAAGCUGUCCAAUGUCCGCGUGGUGGUUCGAGAGUCAAUGUUUUUCAACGCCCUAGACCAAGCUUACCCUGAUCGCAUGCCUUUUUACUUGUAUGGAAGCAACGCUGAGGCGCAUCUUGACCAUGUGCUCAAGAAGGCCCCCAACGGCAUGAUUAGCGCUGAUAGCGUGAAGCUGGCCCUUCAGCCCGAGUUGAGUGAUGAACAACUUGCCCAUGGCGUUGUUGCGGUGUUUGAAGAUGUUUUCGAGAAUGCUAUUCAACCAUUGCCUCUUAGCGAUGACUCGAAUAUUUCUCUCGCGGCUGCUGGCUUGAGUCUGGUACCUGGUCGGACGCAUAAAACAUCUGUAUAUGAGAGCUAUGAAGCCUACAAGAGUGGAAGUGCGCCUGUUGCGCGAGGCAGCAUCUCCCUUGGAGAGUAUAUCUUUGCGGAUUGGAAGGACGUCAACAUGGAUCCAGCUUGUGACAUGCCAUGA